ACCUCUCCGGAAGUGUUUACGUUGGUCUAGAAGGCUUGACGCUGUCUUCCGGUGUUAGCUUCUGUCAAAAUGGCUCGUCUAUUACAAUUUCAAAUUGCAGUUGUUUCGAUUGUUGUGUUAGUCUUAUGUUCGGAAUUCGUAUAUUGUAAUAAUGGCAGAAGGGUUGGCGAUGUCAUGGACACUGAAUUCAGUGGUUUCUCUGUGCCUCUUGAGCACUCUUUUGAAGUCGAUGAUGUAGCAAAGUUUCAAGUACGAGGAGCCCUGGUGUUGAAAGCUGGAAGGGAGCCCAGUGUCUCACUAACUCAGAACCAGCUAUCAGAGGAAGACAGAGCCAAGCUGAAGGAAGUGGCCGCAGUCGACGGCUUGUACAGAAUCAGAGUGCCUCGUGUUUUCCUGCAGGCGGACAGACAGACGGAGCGGCAGAUGGAGGGUUACCUCACAGCAUUUGUCCGAGCCUGUGCCAUGGUUGAGUCCCAUCUGAGCGACGUCAUCACCCUCCACUCUGAUGUGUCCGGGUAUCUCAUCGGCGUUUCAAUAGUGACGUUUCCUGGAGCCUGUCGGGGCACUGAGGUUGAGGAUGAGGUUGAUCUGGAGGUUUUCAACACCACACUCAGCAUCCUGGCUCCGGUCAAUGCACCAGGACCUGAGACGGCUCUGUUCCUGGAGCGCAUGGAACAGGAAACUGAGAAGAAAGGGAAGAAUCCACAAGAGCAGAAAUCUUUCUUUGCUAAAUAUUGGUAUUUGAUUCUGGGAGGUGCAAUCUUCCUCAUGGUCAGCAAUUCAGCACAGCCCCCAGCAGGGGGAGGAAGAGAGCAGAGCUGAUUCCCACUGAAUGGAUGUACAUCGUGCCUCUUGUCCUCUUCCUGAUGAUGUCUGGCGCUCAGGACCAAUCGGGUGGCGGAGCCGGUGGUGGAGCAGCCAAUGGAGGCGGCCGGUGAUCAACACGAUAACAGCUUCUAAUCUUUCUUUAGAUUUACUGAACAAUAACUCACACUUGAACAGUUUUUAAUUGCUAUUUAAUGAGGAUAAAUGUCACACAUACAGCUUAAACUUGUACAGUGUAAGAGGAGAUAUUGUGCCCCGCAGAUGACUGCAAUUUUUACUACUAAUGUGAAAAUAAAGUAUUUAUUACUUGA
Molecule: messenger RNA, 1136 nt
Organism: Acanthopagrus latus (yellowfin seabream)
Lineage: Eukaryota; Metazoa; Chordata; Actinopteri; Spariformes; Sparidae
Gene: emc10
Product: ER membrane protein complex subunit 10
Exons: 8
Coding region: 70-822 (250 amino acids)
Cellular component (GO): EMC complex
Source: RefSeq, a predicted model, not a curated record